AUGACGUCGUCGCCGCCGUCGGCCGCUUCGGAUUCGGUCCCGGAACCGUCGAGCUUAAAUGAUCAGCAGCACACAACAGCCACCAACACAACACCCCGAACCAGUUCCUCGUCACUAGCAGCUUCCACAACCCCCUCAUCCACAGCAACAAUAAUAGAUCGGCCCCCAUCCCCCGCCGGCAGCCUCGACGCUAUGAGCGACGAUGAGGAAAACGACUACAACACCAUCACCCACACCGAGCCCCCCACGACCCGCGGCGUCAAGCUUCUCUUCUGCAAAUCCAAGGUCUACGUUCAUCCGACUCCCUCUGCGCGCGACAAUGUCCCCGGCUACAUCGCCCUGCUUCAGCAGAAACCCUCCCCGCUCACUACUUCUCUCGACUCUGAGCCAUCAUCCCGCACGAACCCCUCCUCAGCCGACCUCCUCCUCGCCUGGAUCCCUGACUCCCAGCUCGGCGCCGCUGCCCCGACUUACGCCAAAGUCGACAUGAAUAUUGAUUCCGAUUCUCCCCCGCGCCUGGCACAUCUCGUCCCCCCCAUCCCCAUCGUCACCUCCCACCCGGGCAACUCGAGCGCCAGCCCUUACAUCCCCUCCCGCAAUUCCCUUGCCUACGGCCAUUCCCCAUUUGCAAUCCCCCUCUCCGCAAUCUUCUCCAUCCUUCUGCGUCCCCCUUCCCCGGGCUGGUGGCACGGCAGCAUCGUCAUCAACGUCCGCGGCGGGGAGUCCUUCCCGCCGCUCUUCUUUCACGACAACGAGUGCGCGAGCACGAUGGCGCAGAAGAGGAAGAGGACGCAUGAGAGGUUUGAUCCGUUUGGGGAGGACGGGGAAGUUUUCUGGGGAGGGGAUGAGGUGAUGCGGUGGGUAAGGCGGUACGUGCGGGUCGAGAGGAGUGGUGUCGAGAAUGGGGUUUGGUUGAUUGAGCCGAGUAAGGAGGAUAGCGAGGCUUUCGGAGCUGGGGCUCUUGGGGGGAAGGGGUUGGUUGGGGGGAGGAGGGGGAGUACUUCACGGGCAGGACCAUCGAAUGCUGCCGCCGGGGCUGGGAGGGGAGGGGGAGGUAUUGAUCCUCUGAUGAAGUUUGUUAAGGAGGCCGGGUGGAAUAUCAUGGAGAAGUUUAGCAAGGUGACGACGUUUACGAGGCAGGCGGCACAGGAUGUGCUGGACAAUCCGCGGAUGCCGCCUCAGGUGAGGAGGUUGUUGCGUAACCCCGAGGUACAGACUCUUCAGGAGGAGUUUGAUAGCGCGCGGAUCUAUCUCGCGCGCUGGGCGAUGGGGAUUGCGGAGCAGAGCGAGCGUGAGCGAAGCCAACGCAUAUGGACCGCUCGCGAAGUCAUGGAGCUGGAGAACACCGACGUAGGCGAGUUCGAGCUACUCGAGCGGGCCAACAGCCUCACCCUAGAGGAAGCUCGGAAGCCUGUGACUCUCAAAGAGUGGAUCGGCUACUUCGACCCACACACCGGCCAACUCCUCGUCACAGUGGACGAAGUCAAAGAGCGUAUCUUCCACGGCGGCCUGGACCCGGACGUCCGCAAAGAAGCCUGGCUCUUCCUGCUCAACGUCUACGACUGGUACAGCACGCGCGACGAGCGCAAAGCCCAGGCCGCCUCCCUGCGCGACGCCUACCUCAAGCUCAAAGCCUCUUGGUGGGAGCGACAGAUCGACCUUGGCGGCCAAGGAGAAGAAGGAGAGUGGUGGCGCGAGCAACGCGGCCGCAUCGAAAAGGAUGUGCACCGCACCGACCGCAACGUGCCGCUCUUUGCGGGCGAGGAUAUCCCUCACCCGGAUCCGGACUCCCCCUACGCGAGUGUGGGGACUAACGUGCAUCUGGAGCAGAUGAAGGAUAUGUUGCUGACGUAUAAUGAGUAUAACAAGGAUUUGGGGUAUGUGCAGGGGAUGUCAGACCUGCUGGCGCCGCUGUAUGCGGUGCUACAGGAUGAUGCGCUGGCGUUUUGGGCGUUUAAGGGGUUUAUGGAUCGGAUGGAGAGAAAUUUUUUGCGGGAUCAGACGGGCAUGAGGGCGCAGCUGACGGCGCUGAAUCAUCUAGUGCAGUUCAUGGAUUCGGCGUUGUAUAAGCAUUUGGAGAAGGCGGAGAGCACGAACUUCUUCUUCUUUUUCCGGAUGCUGUUGGUGUGGUAUAAGCGAGAGUUUAAAUGGGCGGAUGUGUUGAGGUUAUGGGAGGCGCUGUGGACGGAUUAUUUGUCGAGCCAAUUUCAUUUGUUCGUUGCAUUGGCGAUACUGGAGAAGCAUCGCGAGGUGAUAAUGGAGCAUUUGGAGCGGUUUGAUGAGGUGUUAAAAUAUAUCAACGAGCUCUCUGGCACAAUGGACCUCGAAUCGACACUCAUCCGCGCUGAGGCCCUAUUCAAGCGCUUCCAGCGCCUAGUUGACGCGGUCGACAAAAAGAGCAACUUCCCUGCUCCAAGGCCACUUUUCUCCCCUUCGCCUUCGUCAUCCCAGCAGUCUGUUGCUAGCACUGGCAGUAAUGCUGGGGGGAAGUUGCCGAGUCAGGCCCCGGGUUUGUCACAGAAAGAGCAACAGCCGAAUCAGUCAGAACGGGUGAUUACCCCUGAGCUGAGGAAGUUGUUGAGUCGGCAGUGGGAGCCGGUGCCGCAUAAGGAUGGGGAUAAGGGGAAGGGCAAGGGGAUGGGGAUGGGGAAGUGA
Molecule: messenger RNA, 2655 nt
Organism: Thermochaetoides thermophila DSM 1495
Lineage: Eukaryota; Fungi; Ascomycota; Sordariomycetes; Sordariales; Chaetomiaceae
Product: GTPase-activating protein gyp7-like protein
Exons: 2
Coding region: 1-2655 (884 amino acids)
Biological process (GO): activation of GTPase activity
Molecular function (GO): GTPase activator activity
Source: RefSeq, a predicted model, not a curated record